AUGCACACGCAAACACAUGUCUUCGCCCACCUGCAUCCACCUUUUGAAGCCUCCACCAUUCUUUCCAACCAGACGACCCGUGACAUUACCUGCAUCCUCGCGGAGGCAAUCUCGUCGGCCACCUUCCGCCGGGCUGCUGGCGAGUCUCGGUCCUCAGUUGAGUCGGCCAACGAACUGGAGACGAAAAGCCACGAGAACUGCCGUGAAGGGAUGCAAAGAGGCGAUGGUGUGGCGCAAACAUUUGGACUUCCGAUGAGUCGAGCUCAGGUAGAGCCGAAGAGUGCUGUGACGUUGAAGAAGGAGUCUGUGAGGGGAUCGAGAACCAGCUCGAAGGAGGGGAAAGAGAGGAAGGUGUCUGCAAAACAAGAGGUAGAAUGGAUCGGCGAAACGGUGGCGGGUAAGGAUAGAAAGAUGGAGAGUAAAACGCCACAGAAUAAACCAGACGAGGAAGAUGAUGGCUGGGACCGGACCGCGAAUGAAGUUGAGCCGUACUCCUUAACCUUGCAUCAAAGGAGCCCAUCAAGUGCGCUAUUUCCCACGAUGCAGACCUUUUUUCCUCAUGUGAGAUAA
Molecule: messenger RNA, 570 nt
Organism: Protopolystoma xenopodis
Lineage: Eukaryota; Metazoa; Platyhelminthes; Monogenea; Polystomatidea; Polystomatidae
Source: the annotation of a GenBank genome assembly